This is a messenger RNA of Dromiciops gliroides (monito del monte), 7300 nucleotides long. RefSeq names its product aggrecan (gene ACAN). The coding region runs from base 121 to 6747 and encodes 2208 amino acids. Lineage: Eukaryota; Metazoa; Chordata; Mammalia; Microbiotheria; Microbiotheriidae. Gene Ontology annotation, biological process: cell adhesion. Gene Ontology annotation, molecular function: hyaluronic acid binding; calcium ion binding. The record is from RefSeq and is a predicted model, not a curated record. The transcript is spliced from 21 exons.
CUCGGGGGCAAGAAGGGACGGACUUUUCAUCAUUCUAUCACCCGAAGGAAAUCUGAAAUUGCUCUGCCAGGUGUAUGGGACUUAACUUCUUGAACUGCGCUGUACUCUUAAAGGUAAAUUAUGACCACUUUACUCUUAGUGUUGGUGAGUUUGCGAGUCAUCACUGCAGCCAUUUCUGUGGAAGUUCCAGACCAUGGUAACUCACUGAGUGUGAGCAUCCCAGAGCCUUCUCCCCUUCGUGUCCUCCUGGGGAACUCUCUUACCAUCCCUUGCUAUUUCAUUGAUCCUGUGCACCCUGUGACAACAGCCCCUUCCACACCCCCACUCUCUCCCCGGAUCAAGUGGAGCCGCCUCUCAAAGGAGAAGGAGGUGGUCCUUUUGGUAGCCACUGAGGGUCGUGUGCGGGUCAACAGUGCCUACCAAGACAAAAUCUCAUUGCCCAACUACCCUGCCAUCCCCAGUGAUGCUACCCUGGAGAUCAACAACCUUCACUCCAACGACUCAGGCAUCUACCGUUGUGAGGUGAUGCAUGGCAUCGAGGACAGUCAGGCUACUCUGGAAGUCAUUGUGAAAGGCAUCGUGUUCCAUUAUAGGGCGAUCUCUACUCGCUACACUCUGGAUUUUCUGGAUGCACAGAAGGCUUGCAUACAGAAUAGUGCUGUCAUCGCCACACCUGAGCAGCUGCAGGCUGCCUAUGACGAUGGUUUCCACCAGUGUGAUGCUGGCUGGCUGGCUGACCAAACCGUCAGGUACCCUAUCCACAGCCCCCGGGAGGGUUGCUAUGGAGACAAGGAUGAAUUCCCUGGAGUGAGGACCUAUGGUAUUCGAGAUACCAAUGAGACCUAUGAUGUAUACUGCUUUGCAGAGGACAUGGAAGGAGAAGUCUUUUAUUCUACAUCCCCGGACAAAUUCACCUUUGAUGAGGCAGCAGAUGAGUGUCGGCGCCUGGGAGCCCGGCUGGCAACCACAGGGCAGCUGUACCUAGCCUGGCAGAGUGGAAUGGACAUGUGCAGUGCUGGCUGGCUGGCUGACCGCAGUGUCCGAUACCCCAUCUCCAAGGCGCGCCCCAAUUGCGGAGGCAACCUCCUAGGGGUAAGGACUGUGUACCGGCAUGCCAAUCAGACGGGCUACCCAGAUCCCUCAUCCCGCUACGAUGCCAUCUGCUACACAGGAGGGGACUUUAUUGAGAUCAUACCAGAAAAUUUUACAGAGGAUGUGAGCAGUGAAGGGGAGAUCACUGUUCAGACGGUCACUCAGCCUGAUGUGGAACUGCAGCUGCCCCAAAAUGUCACCAAGCAGGAGUCCCGAGGAAGCAUCAUCACCUCAGAGAAUGUCAUCACUCCUACUGGGCUUGAGGCUGAGGAGGCCUUCACUUGGACACUGGGUGGCACAGGCUUCCCAGAAAUGGAAAAUGAAACUGACAAGGCCACCAGACCAUGGGGCUUCCUUCCAGAGGUCACUGCCCCUUCCCACCAUGCUCUUUUCCCCAGUGAAGUCACAGAGGGGGUUGCCACUGCCACCCCUGAGCUGGAACCAGCCAUAGCUUUCACAGGAGAGGACUUGAUUGCACCAGUGACAGUUGUUCCAGGUGUUGCUGCUGUCCCUGAGCGACCGCUCUCACCAACAGGAGUUGUGUUCCACUACCGUCCAGGUUCCACCAGAUACUCUCUCACCUAUGAAGAGGCCCAACAAGCCUGCAGGGCCACGGGAGCUGUCAUUGCUACACCUGAACAGUUACAGGCAUCCUAUGAGGCCGGCUACGAGCAAUGUGACGCUGGCUGGCUGCAGGACCAGACAGUCAGAUACCCCAUUGUGAGUCCCCGGACCCAGUGUGUCGGAGAUAAGGACAGCAGCCCAGGGGUCAGGAGCUAUGGCCUGCGCCCUGCAUCAGAAACCUAUGAUGUAUACUGCUAUGUAGACUGGCUGCUGGGUGAGGUGUUCUUUGCCACUCGACUGGAGCUGUUCACCUUCCAAGAAGCCCAAGAAUACUGUGAAGAUCACAAUGCCACCCUGGCUUCUACAGGGCAGCUUUAUGCUGCCUGGCGCCGGGGCCUAGACAAAUGCCAUGCUGGCUGGCUGGCAGAUGGCAGCGUCCGCUACCCUAUCAUCACCCCCCGCUCUGCAUGUGGUGGGGACAAGCCAGGUGUUAGAACUGUCUACCUGUACUCCAACCAGACUGGCUUUCCUGAUCCCCUGUCCCGGCACCAUGCUUUCUGUUUCCAAGCUGGACCUUCUCUGGAGGAAGGAGAAGGUGGCACACAGACCCCCAUCAUUGAUGAAGAACUGAUUCCAACUCAGGUGGCUCCAGAGGAGACAGGAGUCCAAUUCAGAGAAUUUGAUGUUACCACAGUCCCUGAGAAUCAGACGGAGUGGGAAACAGAUUUUUUUCCAACAAAUACUUCAUUACUCUCAGGGAGUCCUUCAUCUUGGCCUGCUACCACUGCUAUUCCAGAAGAGAGUACUGGAGAGUCUUCUUUCAGUGGAGCACCUUCAGCCUCUGGAGAGCCAUCUGGUGCUCCAGAUGUGAGUGCCAGUGGGGAGCCAUCAGUCUCUGGAGAACCAUCUGGUGUUCCAGAUGUGAAUGCCACUGGGGAGCCAUCAGCUUCUGGAGAGCCAUCUGGUAUUCCAGAUGUGAGUGCCACUGAGGAGCCAUCAGCCUCUGGAGAACCAUCUGGUAUUCCAGAUGUGAGUGCCACUGGGGAGCCAUCAGCCUCUGGAGAGGCAUCUGGUGUUCCAGAUGUGAGUGCCAGUGGGGAGCCAUCAGCUUCUGGAGAGCCAUCUGGUGUUCCAGAUGUGAGUGCCAGUGGAGAACCAUCAACCUGGGGAAAACCAUUUGGUGUUACAGAUGUGAGUACCAGUGGAGAGCCAUCAGCCUCUGGAGAACCAUCUGGUGUUCCAGAUGUGAGUGCCAGUGGGGAGCCAUCAGCCUCUGGAGAGCCAUCUGGUGUUCCAGAUGUGAGUGCCAGUGGGGAGCCAUCAGCCUCUGGAGAGCCUUCUGGUGUUCCAGAUGUGAAGCCAUCUGGUAUUCCAGAUGUGAGUGCCAGUGGAGAACCAUCAACCUGGGGAGAGCCACUUGGUGUUCCAGAUGUUAGUGCCAGCGGGGAGCCAUCAGUCUCUGGAGAGCCAUCUGGUGUUCCAGAUGUGAGUGCCAGUGGAGAACCACCAACCUGGGGAGAGCCACUUGGUGUUCCAGACGUGAGUGCCAGUGGGGAGCCAUCAGCCUCUGGAGAACCAUCUGGUGUUCCAGAUGUGAAACCAUCUGGUAUUCCAGAUGUGAGUGCCAGUGGGGAGCCAUCAGUCUCUGGAGAGCCAUCUGGUGUUCCAGAUGUGAGUGCCAGCGGGGAGCCAUCAGCCUCUGGAGAGCCAUCUGGUGUUCCAGAUGUGAGCGCCAGUGGGGAGCCAUCAGUCUUUCCAGAGCCAUCUGGUGUUCCAGAUGUGAGUGCCAGUGGGGAGCCAUCAGCCUCUGGAGAGCCAUCUGGUAUUCCAGAUGUGAGUGCCAACUUCAUUGCUAGUGGAGAAGCUUCAGGAGAAUUUGAAACAAGAGGUGAGCCCUAUGAGGGUAGUGUAAGUGGACUGCCCUCUGGUGACCUGGACUUCAGUGGUCUUUCAUCUGGAGAUGUCUCUGGGCUACCUGGGGAGAGUGGAUUGGCUUCAGGGGAAACGGAUGGAAGUGGCUGGUCUAGCACCACGGAAGUGAGUGGACUAUCUUCAGGAGAUGACAUAGUUGGGUCUGCUUCUGAACACUUGGACCUUGGGGGACUGCCUUCUAGAACUCUAGGGAGUGGCCAAACUCCAGAAACAAGUGGUUUGCCAUCUGGAUUUAGUGGUGAGCACUCUGGGGUGGACUUUGAAAGUGGUCUCUCAUCUGGACUGCCUGAUUUGAGUGGAUUUCCAUCCGGAUUCCCAACUGUCUCUCUUCUUGAAACUACAUUGGUGGAAGUGGUCACGACAACCACUGCCAGUCAGUUGGAAGGGAAGGGGACCAUUGGAAUUAGCGGUCAAGGAGAAAUAUCUGGGCUAACAUCUGGAGAGUGGGACAUUAGUGGAGCAACUAGUGGACUACCUUCAGGAACUGAGCUCAGUGGACAGGUGUCUGGAAUUCCUGAAGCAAGUGGAGAAACAUCUGGACUAUUUGACAUCAGUGGGGAUGCAUCUGGAACUCCAGAGGUCAGUGGAGAAACAUCUGAAAUAUUUGGAAUCAGUGGACAGGCAUCUGGCUUUUCUGUUGCCAGUGGAGAGACAUCAGGAGUUUUUGACUUAACUCAGAAACCAUCUGAAGUACCCCAUCUUGGUGGUCGACCCUCUGGAUUACCUGAUGCCAGUGGAGAGCCUUCUGGUGUAAUAGAUAUCAGUGGGGAGACACCUGGAGUACUAUUUGGCAGUGGGCAACCAUCUGGAGUAACUGACCUCAGUGGAGCAACAUCUGGUGUAUCUGAUAUCAGUGGGCAAUCAUCUGGAGUACCUGGGUUCAGUGGUGAAACAUCUGGAAUCUCUGAUCUGAGUGGGGUGGGUGAUCUCAGUGGUUCAGGUUCUGGGACUGUAAGUGGCAGCGGUGAAUCUCUCAGUGUAACAUUUGUUGAUCCUGGUUUUGUUGAAGUGGCCCCAACUGCAUUCAGGGAAAAAGAAGAAGGUUUAGGUUCUGUGGAAAUAAGCGGCUUUCCUUCUGGAGAAGCAGAUAUAUCAGGUAAAUUCUCUGGAACUGUGGAUUUCAGUGGGCAAUCUUCUGGAACCAUAGAGUCCAGUGGGCUUGCUUCAGGUGCCCCAGAAUUUAGUAGCCUGCCAAGUGGGUCAGUGGAGCUCAGUGGAGAACCCUCAGGAACAGGGAUUGUAAGUGGCCUGCCAUCUGGAGAAUAUGACAGUAGUGGACUUUCAUCUGGUUUCCCCACAGUAUAUCUUGUGGAUAGAACUUUGGUUGAAUCUACAAGCCCAGCUCCAACAGCAGAAGAGGCAGGAGAAGGACCUUCUGGGAUCUUAGAAAUCAGUGGGACCUCUUCAGGAGAAGCUGAAGCCUCUGGGGAAAUAUCUGGAACUCCAGACUUCAGUGGGUCACAGCCAGGGUUGAUAAAGACCAGCAGAGAAUCAUCUAGCACACCAUCUUUUAGUGGAGAUUUUUCUGGGGUCACCGAUAUAAGUGGAGAAUCAUUGGCAGUCACUAGCAGCAGUGGAGAGGCCUCAGGAUUUCCGCAAGUCACUUUGAUUACCACAGAUUUAGUGGAAGCAGUUACCAAACCAACAGCUUUGCAGGAACUCGGUCAAGGAUCUCCCGUGACACUCCCUCAUUUUGUUGAGGCCAGUGGGGAGUCAUCUGUUUCUGGUGAAUUCAGUGGAAUGUCAACAACCUAUGAAACUGAGGUACAGGCAACAGCAGUUCCCAAGGUAAGUGGAGAGUCCUCGGCAUAUCCUGAAGGAUCUGCUGCCCCGGAUGUAAGCAGCACAACCUCUGCACUUUAUGAAACUGACCACGAGGUAUCUUCAUCAUCGAAUGGAAGUGGGGAAACAUCUACUCUCCAGGAAGUAACCAGUGAACCAUUCUCCACACCUGACCUGAGUGGAGACUCAUCUGCCUUUCCUGAGGUCUCCGAGGAAACAUCUGCCACACAUGACAUUAGUGGAGAGACAUCCAGCCCCCGAAAUGUGGACUUAGGAACACCGUCUGUGCCUCUGGCCAGUGGUGAAUCCCCUGUGAGUCUAGAAGACAGGACUGAAGUUAGUGGGGAAGCUUCUGGACUUCCAACCCUUCCCCUACCAGAUAUUUCAGGUGACACCUCUCUGUCAGACGUAGUUAUUAGCACCAGUACUUCAGAGACUGAAUUCAGGCAUCAGACCCAAAGCCCUGAAGAGGCUCAAACAGAAAUUGAGUCCUCUAGUCCCUUAGUAUCAGGAGAAGACACUGAAAGAUCUGGAACAGUGCCCUCCCCGACAGCCGCUUCCAUUGCAUCUCAAGUCUCUCCAGACAAGAAAGAAGAAUCGGAAUCCACAACUGAAGACAUCGAUGAAUGCCACUCAAACCCCUGUCUGAACGGAGGUACCUGCGUGGAUGGCAUCGACUCUUUCACAUGCUUAUGCCUUCCCAGCUACGGAGGGGACCUGUGUAAGAUCGACCAGGAGAUUUGCGAAGAGGGCUGGACCAAAUUCCAGGGACACUGUUACCGGCACUUCCCUGAUCGGGAAACCUGGGUAGAUGCAGAGAGCCAAUGUCGACAGCAUCAAUCUCACCUAAGCAGCAUUGUCACACCUGAAGAGCAGGAGUUUGUCAACAACAAUGCCCAGGACUACCAAUGGAUUGGACUCAAUGACAGAACUAUCGAAGGUGAUUUCCGUUGGUCAGAUGGACACCCCUUGCAAUUUGAGAACUGGAGGCCCAACCAACCAGACAACUUCUUUGCCACUGGGGAAGACUGCGUAGUGAUGAUCUGGCAUGAGAAGGGCGAAUGGAAUGAUGUCCCUUGCAACUAUCACUUGCCGUUCACAUGUAAAAAGGGUACAGUGGCUUGUGGAGACCCUCCUGCAGUUGAACAUGCUAGGACCUUUGGACAGAAAAAGGACCGGUAUGAAAUCAACUCAUUGGUCCGGUACCAGUGCAAAGAGGGCUUUGUCCAGCGCCAUGUGCCUACAAUCCGAUGCCUACCUAGUGGACAUUGGGAAGAGCCACAGAUAGCCUGCAUAGACCCUGCCACCUAUAAGCGACGACUACAAAGGCGGAACUCUCAGCCCCAGAGGAGCAAGGUCCACAGCACAGCCCACUAGACAGUAAAUCCCCUGCCAGAGAGCCAAAAAGGACAGAAUGAGCCGACAGACCUUACAGAACUGACACUAUUUCAUGGAGUCAUUGUCACCUUCUUGUUGCUUUCUGUCAUAUAAGGAAUUACAUUAAAAAGGAAAAAAACCCACAUCAUGUAUAUACCCACCCCCCAAAAAAUCAUCCCCCCAAAUAUUUUGUUUCAUUUUCUCUUAGCAAAGCACUAAAGCAAACAAACUAGAUUCCAGCCACAUUUUUUUUCCCCACAGUCUGAGUUUAGGUACUUUUCUUCAAUUUCAUGUUGUGCCUAUUUCAGGGACCAGGGCAGGGACGGGGGGAGGAGGGAACACAGGGAGGGGGUUAAGUUAAAUAAAGAAGAUUAUUUUUUGUUUCCUGAUUUUAUCCAAGAACAAUGUAAUUAUUUGUUAUUUAAUCUCCAAGAAGGGCUAGCAGAGGGAGAGGGAGAGUGGGAUCAUGUGGAUGUUCCAGAGACAGAGGACCUGAAGAAUACUGUACUAGUGAACUGUAGUUGAAUGUAUCAGAAGAGAAGGGGGUAGAAGG